Molecule: messenger RNA, 732 nt
Organism: Lachancea fermentati
Lineage: Eukaryota; Fungi; Ascomycota; Saccharomycetes; Saccharomycetales; Saccharomycetaceae
Source: the annotation of a GenBank genome assembly
AUGGUAUCUAUUAACAAAAGAUUAACAUUCCAAGUCGCUACUAACCCAGCUGACGAACGCACCUUGACACUGUCAUCCACCACCAAUAAGGGCCACUUUAUCUCUCUAAGACCUUUUGUCAGACCAACGGAGAGCGAAAAAGAUUUCCCUUAUGAAUGGGCUUUCGCCGGCACUUCAUCGCAUGCCAAAAGCAGUGCCACCGACGGUGACUCCAUUACAAUCGACUUCAACUUUCAAUUUGACACAAAUGUUUACUUGAAUAAGGAAAACACUCACAGAGGUGAAGUACACACUUUAUGGACUACGUGGGAAAGCGGUUGUGUUGAAGAAAGGGGCAAAGUUUUCCCAUUUGGUGCUGAAAAUGAAGGAGUGGACUUCUUCGAACUUUGGCAACCAAUCGAUGCUACUAGAGACGAAUUUGUAAUCCUUGGCAAUGAAAGUGAGCAAGACCCGAACGCUAGAUCUAUUGCUUUAACUUUGAACAACGGUGAAUUUGAAGGUUUGAUUGUUGUGGUUGGCAAAUGGGCUCAAGGUAUUCUAUUCAAGAAAAACGAUCACACUACGAAGGGCGUGAACAUUUUGAGAGCCGUGGAGAAGCAAAAGGGUCAAUGGCAAACUUUGCUCAAGUAUGGUGCAGACUUUGACAAAUUCCCUGUUAAAUUCGAAGCGGAGGAAGGUGCUUCAGUUGUUGCUGGAAACGCCACAUGGGAAGUUAUCGAAUCUAACGUCUAA